This is a messenger RNA of Fraxinus pennsylvanica, 3042 nucleotides long. NCBI's taxonomy places the organism in Eukaryota, Viridiplantae, Streptophyta, Magnoliopsida, Lamiales, Oleaceae. The record is from the annotation of a GenBank genome assembly.
AUGGCAACAACAAAUAUUACUACUGAUCAAUCUUCUCUUCUCAACUUCAAAGCCCACAUAAAUUUAGAUCCUUCACACAUUUUAUCGAAAAAUUGGUCUGUUUCUACUUCUGUUUGUGUCUGGAUUGGAGUUACUUGUGGUCUUCGCCACCAAAGAGUGACUGCCUUGGAUAUUUCUAGCAUGAAUCUUACUAGAAAGGUACCUUCCCAAUUGGGAAAUCUAUCCUUCCUUGUUUCUAUAAACUUAAGCAGAAACUAUUUUCAUGGCAGUGUUCCUCAAGAGCUGAUUCAACUCCGACGGUUAAAAAACAUGCGCUUCAGUUUCAACAAUUUCAGUGGCGAAAUUCCUUCAUGGCUUCAUUUCUUACCUAAAUUACAAGUUUUGAGUCUAAGAGAAAACAGUUUUACUGGUUUCAUUCCACCUUCUUUCUCUAAUAUAUCCAUGCUCCAGCAUUUGGAUCUCUCUUCUAAUCCUCUACAAGGGAAAAUCCCGGAAGACAUUGGAAAUCUUCGUAACUUGAAAUAUCUUGCAUUACAAUAUAACAGACUCACUGGUGUAAUACCAUUGCAGGUUUUCAACAUAUCGACAAUGGAAAUUCUUGGUUUUACAGGAAAUAACUUGACUGAAUGUUUACAACUUCAGAUGCUUUCUUUGUCAGUCAACAAAUUUAGUGGAUCCAUUCCAGGAGAAAUUGGGAGAAUAAGGACGCUUCAGAAUUUAUAUCUUGGUUCAAAUGAUUUGUCCGGUGCAAUUCCAUGUGAGUUGGGUAACCUGGAGAACCUCGAGGGAUUUAGCAUGGGAUUUAAUUUUCUUAAUGGCUCUAUACCGGCGAGUAUCUUUAACAUUUCAUCAUUGCAACAUAUUGAGAUUGGUAGCUGCAACCUAUCUGGUGCAAUCCCACAAGAGAUUGGCAAUGCAAAUUUUUCUGAACUCACUGAGAUAUACCUGUCUUCCAACAAUUUUAAUGGACCAAUUCCAAACUUCCUCGGGAAGUUGAGCUUCAUUGAAAUCGUAGACUUGUCUGAGAACAAUUUCAUUAGUGAAUCUCCAGAAUUGAGCUUCAUCACUUCAUUGACAAGUUGUAGGUAUUUAACAACAUUGGCUUUUGGCAACAAUCCUUUGAAUGGCAUUCUUCCAUUUUCAAUUGGAAAUUUGUCCACUUCUCUUCAAUAUCUUUAUGGUUAUAAUUGUGAUCUCAGAGGUAGCAUUCCAAAUGAAAUUGGCAAUCUCACCAGUUUGAUAACAUUAAGUCUGUUUGGCAAUGAGUUGACAGGAUCAAUUCCAGCAAGCUUGGUGAAUUUGCAGAAGCUUCAAGGAUUAGAUCUGCAUCGCAAUAAAAUAAAUGGAUCUAUCCCGAACUCUAUCUGUGAACUUCACAAUUUAUAUGAGAUAUCAUUGUCAAAAAAUCUAUUAACAGGUGCUAUUCCAGGGUGCAUAGGGAAUAUUACUACACUAAGGUCUUUAUAUAUCUAUACAAACCGACUGACUUCCAGCAUACCUGCAAGCCUGUGGCUCCUGAAAGAUCUUCUGAAGUUGAAUCUAUCUACAAAUAUUUUGAGUGGAUCUAUUCCUCAAGAAAUUGGGAACCUGAAGGUUGCAAUUUUUGUUGAUGUAUCAGCCAAUCAACUCUCAAGUAGUAUUCCAAGCACAAUUGGAGAUUUACAGACCUUGACUUAUCUUUCCUUAGGACAUAACGCACUGCAAGGAUCUAUUCCAGAGUCAUUGGGUAAGAUGCUGAACUUGGAACAACUCAAUCUAUCUCACAACAAUCUUUCUGGUAAUAUCCCCAAGUCCUUGGAGGCACUUGCGCAUCUCACGUACUUGGACGUUUCUUUCAAUGAUUUAAGUGGUGAAGUUCCUUCUGGUGGUCCUUUCAAAAACUUUUCAAGUAAAUCCUUCAUGUCUAAUGAGGGAUUAUGUGGUGAUCCUAUAUAUGGUCUUCCAUCAUGUCCUACUGGUAGACAAAAGAGAAGAAAAGCGAUGCUUGCAGUUGUAUUUUCUUUGUUGGGGAUUACAGUACUAAUUUUCAUCGUCACAGCCUUGGCAUAUGCAAUUGGAAGAUACCGAAGGAAAAAUUUGGAGGAAAAUAGAGUAGACUUUGCACCUGGCACAACUUUAAGGGUCUCGUAUUAUGAACUUUUGCAAGCAACUGAAGGGUAUAGUGAGAGCCAUUUGCUUGGGACUGGGAGUUUAGGCUCUGUCUAUAGAGGGACUCUCAAUAAUGGAAGGGAUGUCGCAGUGAAGGUUUUCAAUUUGCAACAACAAAAUGCAUUCAAGAGUUUUGAAGUAGAAUGUGAAGUAUUACGUAGGAAUUUGUGCAAAGUCAUUAGUACUUGUUCCAAUCCAGAUUUGAAGGCCUUGGUGCUUGAGUACAUGUCCAAUGGAAGCCUUGAGAAGUGGUUGUAUUCAGAUGAAUACGUCUUGGAUAUGUUGCAGAGAAUUAACAUAAUGAUAGACGUAGCAUAUGCAUUGGAAUAUAUUGUUCACUGUGAUUUGAAGCCAAGAGAAAGCAAUGCAUACACUACAACCCUGGGAACAUUGGGUAACAUUGCACCAGAGUAUGGAUUGGAAGGAUCAGUGUCAAUAAGAUGUGAUGUUUAUAGCUAUGGCAUCAUGUUAAUGGAAGUAUUUACACGAACGAAACCAAGCGAUGAAAAGUUUUCUGGAGAUUUAAUCCUAAGGAGCUGGAUCAAUGAUUCUAUGCCCAAUGCAAUAACUCGGAUUAUAGAUUCGAACUUGUUGGGACUAGAAGAACACAACACAAAAAAGUUGAAAUGUUUGUCAUCUGUAAUGGAACUUGCUUUAAAUUGCUCCAUGGAGAGUGCCAGUGAGAGGGGUGGAGCUGGCGCUGGCGCUGGAGGUGGUGGAGCUGGAGCUGGCGCUGCAGGUGGUGGAGCUGGCGCUGCAGGUGGUGGAGCUGGCGCUGGAGGUGGUGGAGCUGGUGCUGGAGGUGGGGGCAGUCGCUGGUGCUGGAGCUGGAGGUUUGGGUGGUCGGUGAUAAUGCCUCCAGUACUUACCCUGGCUCUAGCCUCCUGUGAAUAG